CUGUUUUAAAAAAUGUAAGACAUUCUAAGACGUAGCCCAUUUAGGUUAAUUCUUCUGAACUUUUGCUAACCACGGAACAUUGCUGGUAGCGGCUAUGCGACUCGUUAUUCGCUACGUGAGGAAAUCAAUUCCACUGUUUCUGACCUGCAUUGCUUUUCUGUUCACAGUACGAAUUUGGCGAGUAUGGAACGACAUCAAUUUGAACGUCAAUUUACAAGUAACUCUUUCUCCGGAUGAGCUGUCGAAAACGCACUCAAUAGAAUCAAGCAUUCAAUUGGAUGCGUUGGCAACUCAUGCUGUAACCACAUUCAAUGAUCAACUCCAUACUCAUCGCACUAGACUAUUGAGCACGGCAAUUUGCCCCAACUCGCUGUUUCUUCUUAUUUUGGUGUCCACGAACGUUGGGAAUUUUGACAGGCGCCAUCUAAUUCGCAAGACAUGGGGCGCCGAAUACUCGAUCAAAACCAAGUGGAAAACCGUUUUCCUUCUGGGGAAGAACGACAAACACGAUGAAAUGGGCAAAGUGAGGAAGGAGUCCGAAAUAUACGGCGAUAUGGUUCAAGCAGAUUAUCAUGAACAUUUCUGGAACAUGAGUUAUAAAGUUGCCAUGGGUUUUGAAUGGUCUCUUAAAUAUUGCACUUUUGACUAUCUUCUUAAGUCCGACGAUGACGUGUUUGUGAACACUUUCGGUUUGAUGGAUUUUCUAAGCAAAUAUACGACACCGAAGAAAAAGUUUUAUACCGGGAAUCUUAUGGCUGGAAGUGUUGUUUUGCGAAAUGGCAGAUAUGGUGUCGCACCCGAGGAAUACAAUGAAACCAUUUAUAAGCCCUAUUGUAGUGGUGGAGGUUAUAUUUUGUCACGCGACGUGGUGGAAAAGUUUCUUUCGUAUUUUGACGUUUUUAAACCGCUCAAGAUCGAUGAUGCUUACAUUGGUAUUUUGGCAAAUAAAGCUGGCGUAAAAGUGACUCAUAAUAAGGAAUUUCGUAUGUAUGAGAACCGUUGUGAAUACAAGGAAACCACUUUAGUGCAGCAUCCGGCGAGAGGAGAUUGCGCGUUGAAGCUUUACAAUAAAAUGAUCGAAGGUAUAUUGAAUAAUUAAUGUUGGAUUAGAAUUAAAGGUGAAUGUAGGGAAUUAAUCUUAAUAACAAUAUAAGGAAAUUUAUUCUGUAUAUUUAAAAAAAUUAAAGCUCAUUUGAAGGCAGGUAAUUAAAACACGUAAAAAAUGGUGAAUUUUUUUAACAAUUAGCAACCUUCAGAGGUGUCUUUUGUUUAAUGGGAGAAGGACUCAAGGAUGGAAAUCACAAUUUUCAUUGAAACAGCUUCUGCAAGACAAGAUUUAAAGUGGUCAAGAUUAUUGUACAAUGUAGAGCUUAUGAUUUUGCAGGCAAUCAACAGCUUAUUAUGAGCAUUAUCAACUAUUAUAGAAUUAUAUUUGUUUCACACAUUUACAAAAUUUAACUCUAUUCAUAUUUAUAGCUUAACUUUUUCCAAGCAUUUAAUUAGAGGAUACAAUAAAAAGGGGAGUAAAGAAAGGUAGAGAUCUGUGGACAUGUGAAAAUUAUUUCCUACCAAGAUUUCCAUGAUUUUUGCUGUUUUUACUAUUCUAAUUUCUCCACUCAUCAGGCAUCUGUCAUAGGCUAUGUGACUAAGAUAGGCUAUACGACUAAGAGAAGUGUGAAUGAUCCAGAACUGGUCUGUGCCUAUUAUGUUAUAAUUAAUUAACUGAGUAAGAACUCUGCUGGUUGCUCAGUCAUCAUUAUAACUCAAAUGUGACCAGUUGUGACAGGGUUUAUUUCAGAAAUAUUUCAGGUGUUCAUAGCUUUCUGGAUCAGAAAGUAACUUUUUUUGAGCAGCCCAUGUUAACAAAACAGAAGUUGUUAAUCAAAUAGAUUUGUACACUGUUUGGUAAUUUUAA
Messenger RNA from Pocillopora verrucosa, 1915 nucleotides. RefSeq lists its product as uncharacterized. Gene Ontology annotation, cellular component: Golgi membrane. The record is from RefSeq and is a predicted model, not a curated record. NCBI's taxonomy places the organism in Eukaryota, Metazoa, Cnidaria, Anthozoa, Scleractinia, Pocilloporidae. Gene Ontology annotation, molecular function: hexosyltransferase activity.